Messenger RNA from Vicia faba (fava bean), 1398 nucleotides. NCBI's taxonomy places the organism in Eukaryota, Viridiplantae, Streptophyta, Magnoliopsida, Fabales, Fabaceae. The record is from the annotation of a GenBank genome assembly.
AUGGCGCUAGCAGCACUCUCUCUAUGCCAUUGCUCUUCUUCUAUAACAACCUUUCUUCCUUCAAAUUCCCGUCAACCCUCAACCUUUUCCCCUCAUCUUCAAACUCAACCCUUCAUCUCCCCACUCACCAAAUCACAACCACCAAACAGCAGCUCUUUCCUUUUCCAAUUUCGUCCCUCCAUCCACUGCCGCUGCACUUCCAACAAGUCCAAUGUCGGCUUCCAAUUCGUGUCACUCGUCUCUUUGUUUCAAGAAAUCGGUAUCAGCUUUAAGGAAACCAAAUCGCUCUUGAGCAAUGCUUCCGAACUUAGCUCGAUACAACUAGAUUCAUUGCAUGGUCGCAUUCUUUAUUUACAGUCUCUCGGCUUUUUGAAAAAUGAAUUGCAAGGACAGCUUAAGCAAGCUACGGUGAAACUUCUUUUAUCAAAAAAGUUAUCCGAUUUUCCUCACAAGGUUCAAUUGCUUCUUGACCGUGGAAUUGCGGUUGACAAGAUUGAACAUGUGCUUAACAAAGUGGAUUUGUCAAAGGCAAUUUGUCAUAGGUCGAUGGAAGAAAUUGAAAGAGUAAUUAGUUUCUUAAAACCCUUUGGUGGUGUUGAUUUGAUUGUGAAGCACCCUGCAAUUCUCAACCAUGAUUUUGAUUGUAAGCUGAAACCGAGAAUCAGGGUUUUUACUGAGUUAAGUGGCGGGGACGAGGAUAGUGUUGGGAAAGUGCUGAAUAAGUUUCCUGUUAUCUUGAAUCUUAGGGUGGAACAUGUUGAGACACAUAUAGAGUUCUUGAGGUCUUUUGCAGAACUUGAUGAUCAACAAAUAUUUAAGAUAGUGUUGGUGUUUCCAGCAAUCUUGAGUUGUAGUAGAGAGAGGAAACUGCGUCCUAGAAUACAAUUUCUCAAGGAUUGUGGGUUAGAUUCGGGCGAAAUCUUUAAGUUCUUGAUCAAUGCACCGGUGUUUUUGGCCAUUUCGUUCCGCGACAACCUUGCGAAUAGGCUUGUGUUUUUGGUCAAGAUUGGGUAUGAAUAUAGGACAAAAGAGUUGCCAGUGGCGAUCGCGAUUAGUUCUAGAAUGAGCUGUAAGAAUAUGCAGAAGACGGUGAGUGUAUUAUUGAAUUACGGGUUCUCACCCGAAGAAACUUUUGCUAUGACUACAAAGAAACCACGGAUACUGCAGUAUAAUCACGCCUCUCUAGAGAAGAAGAUGAAGUAUUUGACAGAGGAGAUGAAUCGUGACAUUAAGGAGUUGCUGAAUUUUCCUGCAUUUCUUGGAUACAAUUUAGAUGAAAGAAUUAAGCAUAGGUAUGAAAUAAAGAAGGGUUCAAGGGAGGGACAAAUGUCUCUCAGUCAGCUUUUAUAUGUUUCAACUGAGAAAUUCCAAAAAAGGCUUCUGAAAAAUCCAAAUUGA